Molecule: messenger RNA, 1905 nt
Organism: Penicillium soppii
Lineage: Eukaryota; Fungi; Ascomycota; Eurotiomycetes; Eurotiales; Aspergillaceae
Exons: 1
Coding region: 1-1905 (634 amino acids)
Biological process (GO): carbohydrate metabolic process; glucuronoside catabolic process
Molecular function (GO): beta-glucuronidase activity; carbohydrate binding
Source: RefSeq, a predicted model, not a curated record
AUGAAACUCCUUGCAGGAUUAUCGCUGCUGUCUAUUGUUCCUCCUUCUCUAUGUGUCCCUACAGCCAGUCUGUAUCAAGUAAACGAUCCGACAAAGGUUGAGCAACCCUUGAUCAAGCUCAAACCUCAGCAAAACCCUCUCCGAGAGCUUGUGAGCCUCGAUGGUCUGUGGAAAUUCGCUCUCGCGUCUGGUCCCAACGACACAGCCCAGCCUUGGACAGCUCCUUUACCCAAGGGCCUCGAAUGUCCGGUGCCAGCCUCCUACAAUGACAUCUUUGUCGACCGGAAGAUUCACGACCACGUGGGAUGGGUUUACUAUCAGCGCGAUGUAUUCGUCCCAAAAGGCUGGUCUAAAGAGCGAUAUCUUGUACGAGCUGAGUCUGCCACGCACGAAGGUCGUAUCUAUGUGAACGACCAUCUUCUAGCUGGGCAUGUCGGUGGUUACACGCCAUUUGAAGCAGAUAUCACCGACUUUGUUGCCGCCGGAGAGAAGUUUCGGUUGACCAUUGGUGUCAAUAAUGAGCUCACCCAUGAGACAAUUCCACCCGGAGAGAUCUCAGUAGGGGAGUUCACUGGCAAGAGGACACAGACCUACCACCAUGACUUUUACAAUUAUGCUGGUCUUGCCCGGUCUAUUUGGCUUUAUUCUCUUCCUCGCCAACAUAUCCAAGAUAUCACUGUUGUCACUGAUGUCGACGGCAGAAAUGGUCUAAUCAACUAUGACGUCAAAGUUGCCAACCACACGAAUGGGCAGAUCAAAAUUUCAGUGAUUGACGAAGAUGGAAAGACCGUUGCAAAUGCCUCUGGGGCUCAUGGGACUGUUAAAAUUGACUCAGUCAAGCUAUGGCAACCCGGUGCCGCCUAUCUCUAUCAGUUCCAAGCCAACAUCGUGGAUACGCAUGGCAAGGUGGUUGAUACUUACAGUCUUGCCACGGGUGUGCGCACCGUCAAGGUCAGCGGCACAAAGUUCCUCAUCAAUGAUAAGCCCUUCUACUUCACCGGAUUUGGCAAACAUGAAGACACCUCGGUGCGCGGCAAAGGACAUGAUCAAGCAUACAUGGUCCACGAUUUCCAGCUCCUGAAUUGGAUCGGGGCAAACUCUUUCCGGACCUCACAUUACCCUUAUGCCGAGGAGGUCAUGGAUUUUGCCGACCGACAAGGUAUUGUCGUCAUCGAUGAAACACCCGCCGUGGGCCUGAAUAUUGCUUUGUUAGGCUUGUCUGGGGGCGAAUCACAAACCUUUACUCCGGAGGGUAUCAACAACAAUACCCAGGCGGCUCACAAGCAAGCAAUUCGCGAGCUGAUCAGCCGAGACAAGAAUCAUCCUAGCGUUGUCAUGUGGUCUAUUGCCAACGAGCCCGCAUCCCAAGAAGACGGAGCACGCGAAUACUUCGAACCGCUAGCUAAGCUGUCCAGGAAGCUUGAUCCAACCCGUCCGAUUACAUUCGCCAAUGUCGGCAUGGCAACGUUUGAGAAGGACCGUAUCUCUGAUCUCUUUGAUGUCAGUUGUCUGAACCGGUAUUUCGGGUGGUAUUCCGAGACUGGGGACCUGGCAGAAGCCGAAGUAGCCCUUGAAAAGGAGCUUCGGGGCUGGGAAGAGAAGUUCAAUAGGCCGAUUAUCAUGACAGAGUACGGUGCGGAUACUAUUGCCGGGUUCCAUUCCGUUCUUGGUCUGCCUUGGAGCGAAGAGUUCCAGACUCAGAUGCUUGAUAUGUAUCAUCGGGUGUUUGAUCGCAUUGGAUCUAUGGCUGGUGAGCAGGUUUGGAACUUUGCUGAUUUCCAGACUACUAUUGGUACUAUGCGGGUGGACGGUAAUAAGAAGGGUGUUUUCACAAGAGACCGGAAGCCGAAGGCAGCAGCACAUGGCUUGAGGGCGAGGUGGACUAAUAUGGAUACCAGAGACUGA